Molecule: messenger RNA, 1291 nt
Organism: Danaus plexippus (monarch butterfly)
Lineage: Eukaryota; Metazoa; Arthropoda; Insecta; Lepidoptera; Nymphalidae
Product: leucine-rich repeat-containing protein 57-like
Exons: 1
Coding region: 170-916 (248 amino acids)
Molecular function (GO): protein binding
Source: RefSeq, a predicted model, not a curated record
UAAAUUGUCAAAAAAUAAAAGUUGAAUCAGAUGACAUUGUAUUGUUUUAGUGAAAAUUUUGGUCGUAAAACUUAUAAUUAAUUUUAAAUGGUUAUUAAAUUGGUUUAUCAGUAUAUUGAAUAACGUUUUGGAACAUUGGACCUAUUAUUUUAAUUUCUACACUUUACUUAUGUGUGUUAUUGUUGCUUUAUUUUAUUCAAUGGGUAACGCUGCACUUAAACAGCACUAUGAAACAGCAUCUAAAACGGGGGUACUACAGAUAUCAGACUACAAAUUAAAGGAAAUUCCAGAUGAUGUUUUUAAUUUGGCAGAACAGUUACGAAACUUGGAUGUGUCUAAAAACAAAAUUACUAAUAUAUCUGACGCUAUAAGCGAAUUGAAACAUUUAAAACAACUAAAUUUGUCAUCUAACAUGAUACAAAUUCUGCCGUCUUCAGUGGAAAAUCUGAAAAAGCUAGAGUUAUUGAAUAUGUCAUUUAAUUCAUUAACAUCUCUUCCACCUGCGAUUUCAAGUUUAAGCAAUUUGAAGCAAAUAUAUUUGAAUAAUAACAAGAUAAAAAAAUUUCCCAUGGAGAUAUUAGGACUCCCUAACCUUGAGGUUGUGGAGCUUUCUCAUAAUAAAUUGACAGAAGUACCAAGUGGCAUGUCAAACUUGUUUGCCGCAGAAUUGAACCUGAGUCAAAAUGAGAUAUCUGUUUUAAGUGAAGAUUUAAGUCAAGCACCUCGGUUAAAAAUACUGAGGUUAGAGGAGAACUGCCUUAGUUUAGAUGCUAUUUUACCAAGCCUGUUAAGGGAUUCAAAAAUUCAUACACUAAAUGUAGAUGGCAAUUUAUUUGAAUCCAAACAAUUAGCAUCAUUGGAAGGUUACAACGAGUAUACAGAAAGAUACACAGCUAUGAAGAAGAAAAUGUUUUGAGAGCUUUAACACAUAAAUUUCAUUGUUACACCAUAUUAUGGAAUGCAACUUUUUUUGCACAUUAUAAUUUUUAAUCAACCUUUUUUUACUGAAGUAACACAUUUUUAAGAAUUUAAGUAUUUUUUUUAUAUCCUGCAGCACAUAAAUUAUUUGUUAUUUAUAAUAUUUGUGUUCACGGUUAACACAUAAUAUAAUAAAUUUGUUCUUAUUAAAAUAUUCGACAUUAAGAAGCAAGAAGUCAGAUAUGUAGUUAAGUUGCAUAUAAUCCGAACAAGAGACUGUUAUUUACAGUUUCUCCAUCAUGUAACUGAACUUUUAAAUUAUUUUUAUAUAAAAAAAUUGACACGUUUAAAUAAAAUUACUGAUUAUUUAUAA